This is a messenger RNA of Monascus purpureus, 3808 nucleotides long. Lineage: Eukaryota; Fungi; Ascomycota; Eurotiomycetes; Eurotiales; Aspergillaceae. The record is from the annotation of a GenBank genome assembly.
GUUUAUUUGCCAAAGACCCUCAGCUCAUCACUCUUCCCCAUGGCUCCAUGGGCACAGAUCUCCUUGGACCAUUGCAAGUAGCUGGUUCCUUUUCAUUCUCCAUUCUAAGGGCUCUUUCCCUCCUCCACCUUUCCAGGCUGUCACAGUGGCCCAGUCUGUCACUUCAAAUGACUAUUCGAUUCUGAACACUCGAACGAAACUACUCUUGUCCAGGCAUCCCCUGCGAAAACCCUGCCCCUUUUACUUUACCUGCAACCCAGCAGUGUUUGAAUUAACUGUAUCACGGACACCAUUAUCUCUUGAGGCCAUUCUCUAGCAGGUCAAUCUCCUGGCUUUGUCAACAUCGCUUCUCUUACAGGUCUGCGCGUAUGGCUGUUGCGUUACAUAUUGGUUGCCAUUGUUGAAUUGUUCUCUUAUUCACGUUAUUUGUGACUGAAUAAUAUCCAGUGGCUGGGGGCCUCUGUUAUUAGUCAUGGCCUCCAUAACUGCCUCAUCACAAGCAUCCAGCCCCCCAACAGGAGCGUUACCGCCUCUGCCGGCUCAGAGGCCGAGAACAAGCCUACCGAUCCCGCCAGAUGUAACCAGGGCCCCAUCUCCGUCCCCAAAGCGGCCUGUACCUUCCACUCCAAGACCGUCGCUCAUCAAAUCUUCUCUGACCAACUCUGCUUCCAAGAUCUCGACACUAAGGUCAGUAUCAAGUGGACAAGCUCCGAACAUCUCGGACAAAUCCGUGCGUAGAACCAUCAGCAUCUCAGCCUUUCCUCAACCACCAAAAGCAGGAAGCGGGCUGUCUCCUGCACCUUCCGUCUCAGGAAUCCCAUUUUCCAGGCAUGCUUCGCCUGAUCCUGCAAAGAGCGCCGGUUCGUCAACCAGUGCGAGAAUAAAGAUGGGUUCCAGACGGAGCGCCGGAACUAGCAGCCUUCGCAGUCAAAAAACUUCUUCUUUACUUAAUGGUAGCGGAGAUGGGAAGUCAAUCCCUCCUGUCAGCACCCGAAACUCGGAAGGUCAAUUUAGCAUUCCGUCUCCUCCUCAGAGCAGAAGCUCCUCUGCCCAGGGAUCUUAUUCAACCAGUGCAACAACGUUUGAAGAUGCAGAAGAUACCACUGUUGUUUCCAGGACGGGCUCUAAGGCCAAGGAAGCUAAGGGAAAUGUGAUUGUCAGUGUCCGUGUCCGACCAGAUUUCAAUGGGGGUGAGACUCCAAGAACCGACAACGAAUGGACAGUGGAUGCAAGAAGAAGUCUAAUUUCCUUCAGAGGGAAGGAAGGUGGUGGCGAUUACUACUAUGAUAAUGUGUUUGCGGCCCAUGACCAUAAUGCUAAAGUGUACGACGCUGCAGCGAAGCGCCUUGUUCGGAGGGUCAUGGAAGGGUACCACGGUACGGUCUUUGCUUAUGGCAUGACUGGGACUGGUAAAACCUUCUCUAUGCAGGGAACAGCUACCUCUCCAGGAGUGAUACCGCUCGCAAUAACAGAUAUUUUCUCCUUCAUCAGGGAAACACCUCAAAGAGAAUUCCUACUGCGUGUCAGUUAUCUGGAAAUCUACAACGAGAAAAUCCAUGAUCUGCUUUCAACACCGGUGGCAAACGGAGUUGUCCCCCCUCAACAAGAGGAGAUCAAGUUACGAGAAGAUGCUAAGCGAGGGGUGUAUGCUACGCCCUUAAAGGAAGAGAUUGUGCAAAGCCCAACCCAACUCCUUCGGGUAAUAGCAAGGGGUGACCAUGCCAGGAGAACUGCCACUACUCAGUUCAAUUCCCGCAGUUCCCGGAGCCAUGCGGUUGUUCAAAUUGUUGUUGAAAGCAGAGAGCGGGUACCCGCUUCUAACCAUUCUCAGGAAAAGCGAUCAGCCAUAGUCCCAGGUGGAGUAAGGGUCUCGACUCUUAGCUUAAUCGAUCUCGCUGGGUCUGAGCGGGCCGCUGAUGACAAGGAAAGACGCGCAGAAGGCGCCCAUAUUAAUAAGAGCCUCCUCACGCUCGGUACCAUCAUAUCCAGACUCUCGGAAAAUAAGGACAAGAACGGCAAUCCGACUGAUAGGGAGGGGAAGCAUCUCCCUUAUCGGGAUAGUAAACUGACAAGGUUGUUACAGCCGGCCUUGUCAGGUAAUUCACUCGUCAGCAUUCUUUGCACCAUCCAACUCGGUGCUGCCAGCACCCCACCCACAGCAAGCUCUCAACCGGGAGAAACCCUUAAUACAUUGAAAUUCGCUGCUCGAGCUAAAAACAACAUUGUUAGCCAUGCCAAAAGGGCAGAAGAAGCGCAUGGUAGCGGGGCUGGUGAUGCAGGCAGUCGGGUCCUCUUGGAACGCUAUCGGAUGGAGAUUCAAUCUCUUCGCAGCCAACUUGAGAGCCACGCUAAGGCCCAGGCUGAGAAGGAAUUGAAGUUGGAGGACCAACAAUUUGAAAGAGAGUCGCAAAUCCGUCACGAGGAACAAAUGCUGGAGAUGCAACUAGCUAGGACAGCUCUAAAGGAACGAAUUGAGCAUCUAAAUCGUCUUAUUCUUUGUUCGAAGUCUACCGGUGUAAACAGCCAUGGCAGUCUUUCUGCGCUUGACCGGUUCUCCAGAUUGUCUGGGGGCGCCAUCGAAUCGGGGUCUAGAUCCCUGCGUUCGUCAGCUAGCCAUUCGACCUUGGGUGCGGGUGGUCAUUCGUCCAUUCGACCAAUUUCCUUCAUCUCGACCAACAGCAGCGAUCUUUCAACAGCAGUGCCUUAUGCAGGUGGGUCGCUUGCGAAUGAUGAAGAAGAGGAUGCGAUAGGUGAAUUUGCGGAUGGCAAAGCUAGCCUUCAAAGGCAAGUUGCAGCCCUGCAGGCUGACCUCAGUGAUAAGAACCGCUACAUCUCUACUUUGGAAAGGCGACUUCUACAGGCUAGGCGUUCAAGUCAUUCACGCAUGUCAAUUGGAAUCAAGACUGGAAAUGCUGCACUCGACAGUUCAGACAUGGCGGCAUUGCUUCGUGAGAAAGACAUGGAGAUCAACGAACUUCGCCUACAGCUUGACGAUAAGGACCGGAUGCUUGCUGCUCUACGCUCUGCUUCUAGGCAUCGAGAUUUGGCCCGUGCGACAUCAGAUCCACACACCCCAGAUCUCCAAAGCAAGAUUAAGCACCAGAGCAGUGGGACGGAUAUGAAUUCGACAACUAGCAACAGUAUCCCGCUCGACCUCGUCGAUUCUCCCGGGCUAUUUCCAUCUUUCAAGGAUGUCGAGAAAGAAAAGGUGAAGAAUCAUGGUAUAGACGAAGUGUCUCGGAUGCUUGAUGAAAUGAUUCAAGAUCGUGCUAAAAAUGACCAUUCAGGCAAAGGCUCUCGGGAGAAAAUCAAUCUUCCUACCGAUAGCUCACGAGAAUCACCAGCAGAAGCCAAUGUCGCGGACCUAAAUACGGGUCUGGCCACGACUGUUACAAUUGUGGAAAAUAAUGACAAUGAUACCCACUCAAAUUAAGCGGGUCGCCCACAGAUUUAUGAUGCAUUGUCUUGUUUCAAGUUCUCCGUUACGGGUUUUAGUAACGAGACUACUGAGUUUUAUUGCGGAUCGUUUUAUAUGGUGUUUUGAUUUUUUGAUACCCAGACAUGCCUUUCCUGCUUGAAGUAGCCUGUGAAUAGAGGCUCUCAUUUUAUUAUGCCGAAAGAAAUCAUCAGUGUAAAUAAUAGUGUCUUCGGUUUCAAUUAGGCGGCCAAAGCAGCUGCAGAUUUCUUCUACGUCUUUUGCAAUGUGUCUAUUAUCAUCACGACUGCUGCAAGAGCAAAAAUAAUGUCUGUCUCGACUCUCUACACAAGUCCAGCUGUUUAAAGAGCAUCGUCAAGCUAAUAAUACGAG